AUGUCAUCGGACCUCUGUUACAACUGCCACCAGGGUAUCUCAUCUACUCUGAAUCUUUCUUGCGUUGCUAACACCNNUGCAGUUCAUGGACCUCGCACAUGUGAAAAGCCUCUCGAAGAAUGCUUGAAUUGCGGCGCCCUCGGCCAUACCUGGAACUUCUGCCACCGUGGAGCGCUCAGACUGCAGCCCGAUUACAAGUACUACGCCCUCUGCCACAACUGUCAAAAAUGGCACCUCCCUGCUCCUUGUAAGGAAGAAUUGGUUCGCUGUGGUGGUUGCAUGCAACUUGGCCAUCUCCGAGAGUACUGUGCUUUCGAUCCAACCCCGGCNACGCUUUUCACUGAGGGUAUGAGUAACUACAUCUCGCACAACCUCACUGCCAACAACGCCCAGUGGAUCGUGCACAAUGCUUCUCUGGCCGAUGAGAUCUACAAGAUCAAGAUGGGUGCAGUCAUGGACACGCUUCAGCUCUUCACAGGCAGAAACCGUGAAGAGGUCCGUGUCUAUCUCGCCAAUGCUUACCACGGCCAAUCCUCUGGCGCCUCAUCUUAUCACUCCGUAUCUACACAACCAUCCGCAUCAAGGCAGCUUCCAACACCUGCUGCUGUCAAGACAGAGAUCAACUCUGGCCUUCCUCCUCCGCGUCCAAACAUUCCACAGACCCAGGUCCGCGACCAAUCGUACGAAGCAUACAACACGCUAGCUCCUCUUCAACUCCAAGAUGGCGACAAACAGCCACACCAACAAUCCAAGGCCUUGAACACUGUUGUCGCCAUGGCCAGUGGAAGUUCAUCGAGCUCUUCCACCAACCACGAGUCUGAUGCAGCUCCUGGAGUUCAAAAGACGCCCGCGGGUCCUCAGUCCGCCCAUGACGGUAUCUUUAACUUCCGCACAUAUGAUGAUGGAGGCCAGGAGGAAAAUCGUGGUGACAGUUCAGGCAACCAAAGCAUCACCCCAAUAAGCUCUCCUUGCGAUGAUCGUGCCAGUUCGGUGGAAAGCACAGAUGAGGCGGAGCAGGAACGCGAGUUCUUCGAAGGAGCACUCUACUAA
Aureobasidium vineae is the source of this 1050-nucleotide messenger RNA. The record is from the annotation of a GenBank genome assembly. NCBI's taxonomy places the organism in Eukaryota, Fungi, Ascomycota, Dothideomycetes, Dothideales, Saccotheciaceae.